CGCCAUCCACAUCCUAUCAUCCAAUAUCGCCAUCAUAUAUCAUCUAAGCUUUUCAUCACUACUAGAACUAUUCAAUUCUUCUGUAGUUGAGCAAUCUGACUCAUUACUCAUUGCGUUCCUCCUGAAUUUGUUACUCCUGCGUUUUCACUUCGACCAUCGCACUGCAACCAUAAUAACACCGAUUUACACCGAUUAAUCCGUGCCACGGCACGUCCAACAUCAAACACUGUCAGUCUAGAGUGUCUUUCCUUUGAUUGCCUAGAAACGGGCAUCUUCCUAGACGAGCAAUCAUGAAGGUCUUCUCUUCCAACUGCAUCUUCGACUAUUCCUGGAACGAAGUUUCGACCGCGAACUGGCGCAAGUACUGCCCAUGGAAUGACAAGUCAACCCAUGUCGUGGGGGUGGAUACUCUUUCUCGAUCAGUCGAUCCAGCAACUGGAAUCUUGCGUACGGAGCGCCUCAUCACAUGUGAUCAGUCCGUGCCACAAUGGGUAUUAUCAUUAUUUGGAGGGAGCGCUACAUCUCAUGUCUACGAGAUUUCGUAUGUCGACCCAAUCGCGAAGAAAGUUACCAUGUGCUCCAGCAAUCUUACUUGGUCCAACGUUCUCAACGUUCAAGAAACUGUGAUAUACCGACCUUCACUGUCAAAGGCAAACUCCACCGAUUUUAACCAAGAAGCCAAAAUCACCGCACUUUGUGGUGGCUGGCAGAAGAUCAAAAACAAGGUAGAGGAGGCAAGUGUGGAAAGGUUCAGUCAAAACGCCAAAAGAGGACGAGAAGGCUUCGAGGCGGUACUCGAGAUGAGUCGACGGGUCUUCGGCGAACAACGCGAGCACGAAAAAAGGCAGCUACAGUCGUGAGCAUUUAGACAUCCGUUUCCAUCCGCAUAUUAAGCGACUUGCAUAUCUCGGCGUCGGUUUCUAAUCCUUCUUGUUUUGGUGGUUGUUUCUCUUUUUCGGUGGCCGUGGCCAAUGUUUAUACGAUUAUCAUGUUCCCACUUUC
Molecule: messenger RNA, 1002 nt
Organism: Aspergillus ruber CBS 135680
Lineage: Eukaryota; Fungi; Ascomycota; Eurotiomycetes; Eurotiales; Aspergillaceae
Product: putative mitochondrial protein sorting (Msf1)
Exons: 2
Coding region: 291-860 (189 amino acids)
Biological process (GO): phospholipid transport
Cellular component (GO): mitochondrial intermembrane space
Molecular function (GO): phosphatidic acid transfer activity
Source: RefSeq, a predicted model, not a curated record